GCCGGAUAUCCUCGGCCUGCCUCGCCAAUGGAGCAGUAGGAGUUGGAGAGAGAGAGAGAGAGAGAGAGAGAGAGAGGGAGGGGGUAAUUAAUUCAUGCAUUGACUCAUUCCAUAUCUGGCUGUGAUGCUGCGUUUCCAAUGCAUGCACUACGCUGCAACCCAUCCACCCGUCGAUUAGAGCAAGGGGGAAGCGAUACAAAGAACAAAGGGAACAAGCCAACCUCUCACCUUCCUCUCUCCUCCUCCAUUUGUCUCCCCCUCUCCCUUCUUCUGCUUCAUGGGAGUGCAGGUGCACUUCUCUUGGCGCUGACAGAGAAAAUGAGACCCGCGACGGCCUCCCUCUCGCUGCUGCUGCUGCUGUUGUUGUUGCUGUUCUGCGGCGCAGAUGCGUACGAUCCGAUGGACCCCGACGGCAACAUCACGAUCAAGUGGGAUUUCAUGACCAACUCCGGGGACAUGUACAUGGUUUCGGUAAGCAUAUAUAAUUACCAGCUGUAUCGGCACAUCGAGAGACCUGGUUGGAGAUUAGGUUGGACAUGGCCUAAUGAUGAAGUGAUUUGGGAUAUGCGGGGAGCCGAAACUACCAAUCAAGGAAACUGCUCCAAGUUCAAGGGUGACAACAUCCCCCACUGCUGCGAGAAGAGCCCCACCAUUGUGGAUUUGCUGCCAGGAACACCCUACAACAUGCAAACCAAGAACUGCUGCAGGGGAGGUGUGUUGUCUUCACUCGCCCAGGACCGAACACUGGCCAUGGCCUCCUUCCAGAUGUCCAUGGAGUCUGCUAACAUCAGCAGUCCCGCCACCGGGAAGCCAUCAAACUUCACCCUCGGGAUACCUGGUUAUACUUGCAGCAAUGCCACUGUUGUGGCACCCAGCAAGUUCCAGUUCGACAAGCAACGCACCACCCAGGCACUGAUGACAUGGGAAAUCACCUGUUCCUUCUCCCAAUUCAGGGAAUCUGAAACGCCCAGCUGCUGCGUUUCUUUGUCGACGUUCUACAACAGUACCAUAGUCUCAUGCCCUCGUUGUAGCUGUGGGUGCCAAGGAGAACCGACAUUACCCACUUGCUCGAGGGAUGGCGAGCAAUCGAAUUUUCUUCGGUUGCCAAACGGCGAUGGUGGCUCGACGACAAGCCCGGCUGUCUUGUGCACGCCGCACAUGUGCCCCAUUCGCGUGCACUGGCACGUGAAGGAGAGCUACAGAGAGUACUGGCGAGUGAAGGUGACGAUCACCAACUUCAACAUGUACAGCAACUACAGCGACUGGAAUUUGGUGAUACAGCAUCCCAACUUUCGGAGCAUACUACAAAUCUUCAGCUUCAACUACCUGCCUCUCGUCCAGUAUGGCGAGAUCAAUGAUACCGCGAUGUUUUGGGGCAUCAAGCAUUACAAUGACAUGUUGAUUCAGUGCGGCGAGAACGGGAAUGUGCAGACCGAGAUGCUGCUGCACAAAGACGCUGCAGACUUUACCUUCGGUGGAGGCUGGGCUUUCCCGAGGAGGCUAUCGUUCAAUGGACAUGAUUGUGUCAUGCCGCCGCCGGAUUCGUACCCGACGCUGCCCAACGGAAGCUCCACGUUGUCCUCUCUGGUUCAUUGUGUCUCCCUGGUUCUCUCGUCGUUCUUGUUGUCUGUAGUCUUGCUGCUCUUGUAAUCCCAUUUGAAUGGUUUUGGA
Musa acuminata AAA Group (dessert banana) is the source of this 1671-nucleotide messenger RNA. Its product is annotated as COBRA-like protein 7. The record is from RefSeq and is a predicted model, not a curated record. The coding region runs from base 139 to 1650 and encodes 503 amino acids. Gene Ontology annotation, cellular component: plasma membrane. Gene Ontology annotation, biological process: cellulose microfibril organization; plant-type cell wall cellulose biosynthetic process. NCBI's taxonomy places the organism in Eukaryota, Viridiplantae, Streptophyta, Magnoliopsida, Zingiberales, Musaceae. The transcript is spliced from 6 exons.